AUGGACUACCUCAUACGCUUCGUGCAGAUGCACGAGUCCUUCCGCCAAGCUGAGACCGAUGCCAUCGCGGAUCUCGAAGGCUUGCAGAUGCAAUGGCUGCACUACUCCGCAGAUGCCCCCUUCGCCAUCAUCCGCUUCACAGGACCCACCGGCGAGACCACCUCCGCCGCCCGCACCCUCAUCGCCCGCUCCAUCCUCGCCACCUCCAUCCACGAACUCUGGGGCACCGGCCCGGACUACCCCACCCUGCACACCUCCAUCCGCGCCCUCACCUCCGCCCAAUGGCCCGCCUACCAACACACCUCCUUCCGCUUCACCAUCGACUCCUACCACUCCAGCCGGCCCCUCGCCUCCCAACACACCCUCAUCGAAUCCUUCGCCUACAUGUCCUUCACCGGCCCCAUCGCCAUGCGCAACCCGGCCAACCACUUCACCGUCUUCGAGGAAUCGCGCCUCGACGCCCCGACGCCGCACCGUCUCUACUUCGGCCGCUUGGUCGGCGCAAGCGGGCGCAAACAAGCACUUGUGAAAUACAACCUCAAGAAACGCACCUACAUCGCCACGACCUCCAUGGACGCCGAACUCUCCCUCGUCACCGCCAACCUCGCCCAAGCCGCAGCGGGGAAACUGAUCUACGACCCCUUCAUGGGCACGGGCUCCUUUCCCCUCGCGUGCGCCCAUUUCGGCGCGACGGUCUUCGGCAGCGAUCUGGACGGUCGUUCCAUCCGGGGGCAAGGCGCUCGCAGCGUCAAAGCCAACUUCGAACAAUACGCCACCGCAUCCAACUACCUAGGCGGCUUCGUCGCGGAUCUGACCAACACGCCCCUGCGCCACACACGUACCCUCGACGGCAUCAUAUGUGACCCCCCUUACGGCGUCCGCGAGGGACUGAAAGUCCUGGGUAGCACGCGCGUGGCGUUGAAGGAGGUCGUGUACCUCUCCGACGGCACGCCGGCGCAUUUGGGUGCGAAUUAUAUCCCGCCGAAGAAAGGGUAUCGUUUCGAGCGGAUGUUGGAUGAUGUGCUGAGUUUUGCGGCGGAGGGGUUGGUGGAGGGGGGGAGGUUGUGUAUGUGGAUGCCUGUUGCUGGCGCUGGGGAGGAAGCCGAGUAUGAGAUUCCGCGGCAUCCGGCGCUGAGGUUGGUGAGCGAGUGCACGCAGGAUUUCAACAAAUGGUCCCGUCGCUUGCUCACGUAUGCGCGGUGCGCGGACGGGGAGGUGGAUGCGGAUGCGUUGCUGGCGUAUCGCGCGAGAAGGUCGGUUUUGUCGGAGGCUGAAAUUGGGCCUGAGGUGAAGACGACGGCGAACAAUCUCAAUGCGUUUCGGAAAAGGUAUUUCGAGGGGUUUAGGGAGCGGUCUGCGGAAUCAAGGUGCGAUUGA
This is a messenger RNA of Baudoinia panamericana UAMH 10762, 1377 nucleotides long. RefSeq lists its product as uncharacterized. Gene Ontology annotation, molecular function: nucleic acid binding. Gene Ontology annotation, biological process: methylation. The transcript is spliced from 3 exons. NCBI's taxonomy places the organism in Eukaryota, Fungi, Ascomycota, Dothideomycetes, Mycosphaerellales, Teratosphaeriaceae. Bases 1 to 1377 code for a protein of 458 amino acids. The record is from RefSeq and is a predicted model, not a curated record. Gene Ontology annotation, cellular component: cytoplasm.